AUGUCCGUCUUUACCUUUGGCGACUCGGGCGUCGCGUCUCCAAAGUUUAUCGUCAUCUCGCUCGUUCUUCUUCUCAUCCUAUUAUUCACCAUUGGGGUCUUGUGUUUCUUUCUACAGCGAAAGUCGAGACUUUACUCAGCGGCGCAUUCCCUCCCCCACCUCCGUACCUGGCUCGAAAACCACGCGAGGAUGGAGCUCGAGCCAGAUAAACCUGAAUAUUUUGAUAUAAUUGCGGAUGAGGUGACAGAUGGAGUCGGUUUUGAUAAAGAGUGGACGCCCAUCGCCUUGGAAGAAUUUCAACCAACCAAUGCUGAAGAGCUGGCCACGAAGCGUUGGAAAAUAGGACGUAAAAGGCUUGACGGGAGGCCUAAACAGGAGGUCCGUGCCAGGCUCUGCAUGUCGACCAUCAUUCGUAUGCCAACGACGGGCGCAUCAGAUCAUCAUCCCAACAUGCAUAGUGGUGAAUUGGUACUCGGUACGAUGGACUGUACAUGA
Serendipita indica DSM 11827 is the source of this 495-nucleotide messenger RNA. NCBI's taxonomy places the organism in Eukaryota, Fungi, Basidiomycota, Agaricomycetes, Sebacinales, Serendipitaceae. The record is from the annotation of a GenBank genome assembly.